Messenger RNA from Pongo pygmaeus (Bornean orangutan), 957 nucleotides. Its product is annotated as ubiquitin recognition factor in ER-associated degradation protein 1-like. Gene Ontology annotation, cellular component: VCP-NPL4-UFD1 AAA ATPase complex. Bases 28 to 954 code for a protein of 308 amino acids. Gene Ontology annotation, molecular function: polyubiquitin modification-dependent protein binding. Gene Ontology annotation, biological process: ubiquitin-dependent protein catabolic process; ERAD pathway. Lineage: Eukaryota; Metazoa; Chordata; Mammalia; Primates; Hominidae. The record is from RefSeq and is a predicted model, not a curated record. The transcript has a single exon.
AGCGGCAUCUGCGAGGUGGUGUCCAUCAUGUUCUCUUUCAACAUGUUCAACCACCCAAUUCCCAGGGUCUUCCAAAACCACUUCUCCACACAGUACCGCUGCUUCUCUGUGUCCAUGCUAGCAGGGCCUAAUGACAGGUCAGAUGUGGAGAAAGGAGGGAAGAUAAUUAUGCUGCCCUCAGCCCUGGACCAACUCAGCCAACUUAACAUUACCUAUCCCAUGCUGUUCAAACUGACCAAUAAGAAUUUGGACCGCAUGACGCACUGUGGCGUGCUGGAGUUUGUGGCUGAUGAGGGUAUCUGCUACCUCCCACACUGGAUGAUGCCGAACUUGCUCUUGGAAGAAGGCAGCCUGGUCCAGGUGGACAGUGUCAACCUUCAAGUAGCCACCUACUCCAAAUUCCAGCCUCAGAGCCCUGACUUCCUGGACAUCACCAACCCCAAAGCUGUAUUAGAAUACACACUUAGGAACUUUGCCUGUCUGACCACUGGGAAUGUGACUGCCAUCAACUGUAAUGAAAAGAUCUACGAACUUGAACUGCGUGUGAUGGAAACCAAACCCAACAAGGUAGUGUCCAUCAUUGAGUGUGACAGGAACGUGGACUUUGAUGCUCCCCUGGGCUACAAAGAACCCAAAAGACAAGUCCAGCAUGAGGAGUCGACAGAAGGUGAAGCUGACCACAGUGGCUAUGCUGGAGAGCUGGGCUUCCGUGCCUUCUCGUGCUCUGGCAAUAGACUUGAUGGAAAGAAGAAAGGGGUGGAGCCCACCCCCUCCCCAAUCAAGCCUGGAGACAUUAAAAAAGGAAUUCCCAAUUAUGAAUUUAAACUUGGUAAGAUACCUUUCAUCAGAAAUGCAUGUCCCCUUGUCAAAAAGGUUGAAGAGGAUGAAGCUGGAGGCAGAUUCGUCGCUUUCUCUGGAGGACAGUCGUUGAGUAAAAAGGGAAGAAAGCCCUAAGUG